Xenia sp. Carnegie-2017 is the source of this 1248-nucleotide messenger RNA. RefSeq names its product coagulation factor X-like. Gene Ontology annotation, cellular component: plasma membrane; protein-containing complex. Lineage: Eukaryota; Metazoa; Cnidaria; Anthozoa; Malacalcyonacea; Xeniidae. The coding region runs from base 103 to 1023 and encodes 306 amino acids. The transcript is spliced from 3 exons. Gene Ontology annotation, molecular function: calcium ion binding. Gene Ontology annotation, biological process: establishment or maintenance of epithelial cell apical/basal polarity; heterophilic cell-cell adhesion. The record is from RefSeq and is a predicted model, not a curated record.
AUUGACGACAAUAGGAAUACUCGGUAAAUAUAAUAGCUCUCGCUGCAAAACAUCAACUCAUCUGUUCACAAUUGAUUCGACCUAGCUCUCAAAAUAAAAAAAAUGGUUCAACCAUCAGUGGUUUUCUUCUUCGUCUUGAUAAGCAUCGGUGUUACCAGCUUCACAGAAGCCAAACAAUCUUCUCACUGUGUUCAUGGAACCACAGUUAAAGAUAUACUCAUGCUUGCUGGAAUCAAGGGAGCGGAUUUACUCUCCUACGUCGCCAAGAUGAAGGCAGAAAAUAUUGAUGAAACUGUCCUCUCAAGUUUAACGUACAAACAACUUGGUAACAUUGGAAUAUCAAAGAUUGGAGAUCGUCACAAGUUACACAAAUUUCUUUCAAAGGAUGGAAAUGACUGUAACAACUCCGUGUGUAAAAACAAUGGUAUUUGCCGAGAUGGUUUUCGAUGUUUCUCAUGCAUUUGUGAUCCAGCAAGUGGGUAUUAUGGUCUGACUUGCCAACAAAAAUGUCCAUGUUUAAAUGGAGGUGUUUGCAAGACAGUUCCUACAGGUUUUAAAUGUGUCUGCCCGCCUGGCUACUCUGGCAAUCUAUGUAAGGUGAAAUAUUUAACUGAAGAAAGAUUUCUUCAACUGGAGAAUUCCGUGAAUCAGUUAAGCUUAAAGUUGAAACAAACCGAAACAGAGCUCAAAUCUCAACGCAAUAAUAGAGGAUUAUGGACAUUACGACGAACAAAUGAGAUUUUGAAUCAACUGGAGAAGAUACAACUGCAUCAGACAAAGCCAACCUACACGCAGGCAAUUCCAAUAGUUCUUCCCCAAAACACUCGAGCUAUCAUUAUUUCCGUUUACUGCUAUUUCUUGAACAGAAAUGGACAUGCGUACUUAAACUAUGUAACCCAUCAAAAAGGAAAUGACGACAGUUCCGCGAAAGCUGAAGGCUACAACACACAUUACAAUGUUUACGCAAACACGUUCUUGUAUGAACAAAUGAUUCCUGGAACACCACUCUGCCAAAUGAUUUGAUCUUCAAAGUAACUAGAUCUCAUCGUACAGGUGGAGCUAAUAAUUGGUAUCGCGUUCGUUUGGUUGGUUAUGUGACUGAUUAACUAAGUCUGACAUGUAUUUACUUAGAAAAAACAAACUUGCUGGUAGCACAAGUAGUCACAAAAUACAAUGUUUCAAAAGAAAAUGUUUUUCUUUGUUUGAAAAUGUUGUAGAAGUUGUAGAAGUAAAAGGUUUUGUAGUCAA